GUUAUAUAGAGCCAUAGAGGCAUGCACAUACACAUCAAAAUCAUCCAAUUAAUUAAGGCUUUUUCAUAAGUUUAUUUCCAAUUUUCAAAAUGGCAAUAACAUUGUCAAAUUUUGUUCCCUUAACUAGUAAAACACUCAUUUUGGUCAUGGUACUAGUUGUUGGUGUUAUUGUGAAUGGAAGUGAAGCAAGGCCUAACAAUAACAACAACAAUAGGCCAAAGGCAUUCUUUGUUUUUGGAGACUCACUUGUUGACAGUGGAAACAACAAUUACUUGGCUACCACUGCACGCGCUGAUGCUCCUCCUUAUGGAAUUGAUUACCCAACUCGUAGACCAACUGGAAGAUUCUCCAAUGGAUACAAUAUUCCUGAUCUUAUCAGUCAGCGAAUUGGUUCACCCGAGUCACCUUUGCCAUACUUGAGCCCGGAACUAAACGGGCAGAGGCUUCUAGUUGGCGCCAACUUCGCCUCCGCCGGAAUCGGAAUCCUUAAUGACACCGGAAUUCAGUUUGUAAACAUAAUCAGAAUGUACCAGCAGCUAGAGUAUUUCAGAGAAUACCAAAGACGUGUGAGUGGGGUGAUAGGAGCAACAGGGACAAAAGCACUGGUCAACCAAGCACUGGUUCUCAUAACCGUUGGAGGCAAUGAUUUUGUUAACAACUACUACUUGGUUCCCUAUUCUGCAAGAUCUCGCCAGUAUCCACUUCCUCAAUAUGUCAAGUACCUUAUCUCCGAGUACCAGAAGCUUUUGCAGAGACUCUAUGAUUUGGGAGCCCGGAGAGUUCUUGUGACAGGGACGGGUCCAUUGGGUUGUGUUCCUUCGGAAUUGGCACAGCGUGGUAGAAAUGGUCAAUGUGCCACUGAUCUGCAACGUGCUGCUUCCUUGUUCAACCCUCAACUUGAAUCCAUGCUUCAACAACUCAAUCGCAAACUCGGAAGGGAUGUUUUCAUUGCUGUUAAUACUGCACAAAUGCAUAAUAACUUCGUUAGCAACCCCGCCCAAUUUGGAUUUGUUACAUCAAAAGUAGCAUGCUGUGGGCAAGGACCUUAUAAUGGGAUUGGAUUAUGCACCCCACUCUCAAACUUAUGCCCAAACAGAAACUUAUAUGCAUUUUGGGAUGCUUUUCAUCCAUCUGAAAAGGCUAAUAGGCUUAUUGUGGAGGAGAUUGUGUCAGGUUCAACAACUUACAUGAAACCAAUGAACCUCAGUACUAUCUUGGCUUUGGAUGCUACCACAUGAAAGGCACAAAAAAAUUAAAUCACAAAUCAAAUAAGUCCAAGUGCUAUCUUAGUUUAUUUGUUGUCCCUUGUUCUUGGAUACUAUAGCUUAUAAUUUUGGCUAUUUUAUGUUGCUUUUUUGGGUAUCAUUGUAACUGUGAUAUUAAUAUUAUAACUCCUAAGGUAGUUAUUGUGUUAUAUAUUAUGUACCGGAAAUAAAAGGUUUUAGAACCUUUUCAAUUGUCUAAAUACAAAUUAGUUUAUUGUGUUAAA
Molecule: messenger RNA, 1489 nt
Organism: Arachis ipaensis
Lineage: Eukaryota; Viridiplantae; Streptophyta; Magnoliopsida; Fabales; Fabaceae
Product: GDSL esterase/lipase At5g18430
Molecular function (GO): hydrolase activity, acting on ester bonds
Source: RefSeq, a predicted model, not a curated record